Molecule: messenger RNA, 5648 nt
Organism: Patella vulgata (common limpet)
Lineage: Eukaryota; Metazoa; Mollusca; Gastropoda; Patellidae
Exons: 2
Coding region: 736-1656 (306 amino acids)
Molecular function (GO): metal ion binding
Source: RefSeq, a predicted model, not a curated record
AGACUACCGCCCCAGGUAAUCACGUGACCGUUCUCACCAAGACACGUACGUCAAUGUAGGUUUACACCGACAGCCGUUGAUAACGGUAAAUAGUCAAUGACAUAUUUGAGGCCUACUACUGUAUUGUUUUACCACCAUGAAAUAACUUCUAUGAGGUGACCUACCAUGCAGUAAAGUUUAUUGUGAUUGAAGCCGGGGACCUGUAUUACCAGUACAUACUGACCCUGUGGUGAUGAUGAUUUGAAUUCUGGGUAUUCUGUGGAAUAACGUUAGUAGUAUCUUCAGUUUUCUCCCAAAAAGGUCAAGCUUCAGUGAUUUCGAUAUCUGGAGACACAACAACAAUAGUUCGGUGAGCCAAGCGAAUUGAUAUAGAUAUCAUUGACUACAUACGAAUACCGGUACAGCAAGAUAUAUCCUAGAAGUUGUGUCCUCUGUGUGUUCCUUCUUAUUGGAUAGUUGCACCUUUUGGACUGAAUUUGCCAUGUGGCGGAUGUGUGUGUCAAAAUAAUAUAGUGGUUUAGAAAGUUUAUAAAAUGCUAGGUCAUAUGUAACAACCUGUAUAGUUAUCGCUUCAUAAAUUAACUACACUCUAUUGAUCGGUACACCGCGGUAAACUAGGACGGCGACCAUGAUGGAUCGUCAUAGAAAUAGAUAGACGUUCAUCACCGGUAUUUCGUCUUCAUCGACUUUUAUACUUUCUCUGGAUUAUCUGUACCACAAAGAAAAUACUUUAAGAUGGCGUCGAAUCAGAUGAAGUUAUAUGAUAUAAAUGACAAUAAGAGAGAAGAUGUCGAAUACCACAGAACAGUGGAAGAAGGGCGGGCACCAGAUUCCUUUCCAUGUGGGCACGUGCUGUGUCAUCACUGUUUAAGAGAACAUGUGAAACCAAAGAUGACCAAGUUACAGUGUCCAGUUUGUAGUUCCAUCACGGAAUUACAAAAGCCUGUUGAUGGUGCUACUUUGGCGUGUGCCGAUUCAGAAAUUCCCAAUAUAACCUUGAUGUCAAAUUUCGACGAUAUCGUUAAAAAGUUUAAUGGUAUAAAUUAUACUUUACGCCGGCUAAAAGAAGAAAAUGUGCAGUCAAGGAGUAUGGCCAUGACAUAUACUAACAAUCAUUGUGAUUUAUGCCAUGAACAUCACGGUACCUUGAACGUUGUUCAAGAAUACAAUCAGCUUACAGUCAGUCACGAACGACCAAUUAAUUGGCAUCCGUAUUUCUAUCGUUUGAUGCAAGGGCAUGUUGUAACUACGUUCUAUAGUAAAGUCAAUACUGCUAGCAUUUGUGUACCGUGUUCAUAUAAAGAACUCCGGGACAGUCAACGUUUCAAAGAACUGGAAUAUAUGCCUGACAGGGAGGCAAUCUGCAGACCCGAAACCUGCUUAGCCGAAGUAGGAAAAAUCAUUGCUAGUGACAUUACCCCGGUUAUGUGUUUACAGGGUAAAAACGUCAUCGAAGUCGACCAUAAGAUUAGAGUUCGUGAGCGAGCAGACCGAUUCGAUUUCUUUGAUACGACUGAUCAGAUUGAACACAUGGUUAAACAACAGGAGAAAAGUUUGAUUAGAAUGGCGAAUAAACAAAUAGAGGAUACUGGUCGCUUAUAUCACAUCCAAGACAGCAGUGAAGUUGAAUACAAUAAAGACGAGACGUCGUUGUAAUACAUCAAUCAAUAGAUUUGCGAUAAGACAACUAUAAAUUAAUAUAAAAUAAAAAAGUGUGUUUAUAGUUACUAACGUUUUGCUAAUUUGACGCCAUGAUAUUCGAAGAAAAAGUGUGAAACCUCACUUGGAUAUGUAGACAAUUCUUAAAGAUUAAUAAGAAUUUGGCUAUUUAACCAUUGGAUUAUUAUCUCAAUCGAUAUAAAAGUGUUUCAAUUUGAAUGUAAACCAUUUCUGUAUACGUGAGCUAAUGUGUAUGGAAUAUCUAGACUGUUUAGAGAAGGCAUAUUAGUAGACUUUGUGUUAGUAUGAAGGCAUUGUUAAGACAGUGUCAUUCUCUUUUUGUGUGAACUUCGGGUGUUUCAAUAAUAAAACGUAGUGUUCUAUAUUCUUGCAGUGAAGGAUAUAACGCGAAUACGAAGGCCAAUGAAUAUUCUAUGCAGUAUGCAAGGCGGACAAUCUAAUGCUUUUAUAAUAGUUUCUGAAUAUGUUAUACAUGUACUGUUAUGUAUAUAUAGGAGUAUAUAAUACCGUGAUUUGAGAUUUUGCUUCAUAAAUAAUCUUGCAUAACAAUAGAUAACAGAAAUAUACAUCAGUUCCCAGUUCUAUCAAGAUAAAUCAAGGGACAUUGUUGUUAUUAAAUAUUUUCGUAUAGCUGUUGACGCUUUUUUUUAAAUAUUAGUGAGUCAACCAAUCCCCCGAGAUUCAAUACAUAAUUCAAUUUAAAGGACCCCUUUCACGUACAUGUAUGCACUGCACAAUACAAUUACACUGCUUUUUGUUCGGCUUGUCACUGGUUAAAGUUUCGGUCUAUUUAUCUAUUUAUAAAUAUAGAAUUGAAACUAAGUAAUUCCCUAAAUGGCAAUGUUCAGACAUUCCACAAUGAUCUCAAAGCACUAGAAACAUUUAAAUGAAAAAGUCAUUUAAGGCACAGCAAACCAGAUCUUUCCAUAAUCCAAAUUCAUACUAUAUUUUAAUGUAAAGGCUGUUGUUAUGUAUAUAAUGUAUAUAUAAGUAGGCAAGUCUAGCUAUCUGAUAAAACCUUAAUGAAGAAUGGACAGAUCUGUACGAAAGAGAAAUAAUUAUUAUUACUUUAUUUAUCGAAAAUCAUAAAUAUAUAGAAACCAACGUAAAUUUGAAAUGCCCAUAACAUACUUUUAAAUUAAUCGAUUUGAAUAAGUUUUGGACCAAAAUGUUUUAAAUACUAUUACUUUGUACAUAGUCUUAAACUCUAUAUUUAAACCUUAUUCUGCACAGGGGGCUUUUAAUAUAUAGGCCGAUACUUUAACGUAUUUGUGAAUGCCUUUGUUGUCAAUUGUUUGUAACAGUGGUUUAAGUUUCUUGUUUUCGUGCUGUGAAGUGUAUUUCGUUACGUAAGAAACCUAAAUCACGUUUUUCAAGAAUUCCAUCAUAAUAAUGUCGCAGACUGAUUAUACAUGUCAUUAGAAUGUAGAUAAUUACAGAUGACAAGAAAUAAUUAUAAAUCAAUAACGCGAUGAAUGUAACAUGAUGAAUAUUCCUAGAUAAAUUUAAAUAACAAAAUAUUGGUGUAAUUGUUCUAAAAUGCAUAUUAACCAACAACAAUCAGUCGGAUAGUAUAUGUUCUCCGCCAUCUGCAGACAAUUCUUGACAAUUUAAUAUUUGCAGGAAUUAUGAUUUUGUUGUUGUUUGUUUGUUUUUGUGAUGAAGCUUCAAUUUAACAAAAGAUCCAGUCCACCAGGGUUAUCAGUCGAGCACAUAUCCUGACUAAGCCCUUAUUAUGGUAUAGAAUUUACUAAAUUAAAAAUAUUAAUUGAUUAAUUACGACAUUCGCUGACAAUCUCAAAUAAAUUAUAGGAAUCUAAAGAAAAUAACUAUCCCGAUACAAUGUCAAGACCCAUCCAAUAUUUAAUAGUUGCGGUAGUUGCAGUCAUUCGAAAUUUGAGAAGAUGUGUGAACGUAUUGUGCUGCACUGAUAUUUACAAAUCAGAAUGUAUAAAUCGUAACGGUUAAACAAACACCGUCUUAAAUCGAAAAUUACAGAAAUAUAGGUAUAGCUAAGCUGACCACUUUCAGACCUAGGGCUAUAAUACAUGUCAUUAUAUCUAUAGUGAUUGACAUAGCCUACUGCAUAUAUCAACAAGAUGAAUUAACAUACCAAUCGUUUCCCAAUCAAGAUUAUAUAUACGAACUUGUUGAUACGUAUCAAUGUCGUCGGAUUAAAUUACUGGAGCGUGAUUACAUGUAGAUCAUACAUGUACUUUGCAUUCGCAAAGUGUUGUUUUUCGGUUUAGAUAAGAAAAGAGAGAGAAGGGGUGGGGGUGUUUUUCUUCCUAACCUGACACUGUAAAAUUCAUAAUUCUCUAUUCGAACUAUAAAUGAUAAACCCUUACCUGAGACAUGAAGCCAUUCGAUCUUUUAUUGAAACGCUUACCUGAGACGUUAUGGCAUUUGUAUCAAAAUUAAAAACAGUACCCCUUGUACUAGAUGUUCUCAUACUAUCCUGCAGACAUUUCGAAAUAUUUACUGGUAAUACUUGUUAUGGAUAUUAUAAAAUUAAUAUAGGGUAAAAAUCAGCAAAUUGUCUAUGUCUCAUUUAGCCUGCAUUGGUUUCUUUGUUUAUUUUUUCCCCCGAAAAACGGUAUUCAGCUUGGAUACCCUGUCCCAGAAUUAUAGAUCUGAUUUUAAAACGUGUAUUUCUCCAAUUUAAACAAAAUUAAAACGUUGCUGCAUUGGUAUCAAUAAUAAUAAAUAACAUUAACUGCGUUUAUUAAUUAUUGAUAUUAAUAUAAAUUUCACGAAGCUCUGUCUUUCUUCAAAUAGGUUGAAUGCAUAAUUUGGUGUAACUCUUUGUAAAUAAUAUGUAAAUAUGACUAAGAACCACUUGAUCUUAAAGCCAUCAAUGUAUAUACUUAUCCAUACCACGGUUUACCUAUAUACCACGCAGUGACCAUUAGUAAACAAAGUUGUUGAUGUCUAUAUAUUUUUGUAUUUUGCUCAAAAUACAUCUUGUUUUCUAGUAUGGCGAUUGUAGUUUUUUUAUUUCUAAGGUAGCUCACAUAUCAUAUUUUGAUAUUAUUUUGCUUUAGUCUCUGUUGUGUUGUAGAGCUUGUCUCAUCUUCAUUAGAUCUCCUUUGCUAACUUAUUAAAUAUAUAUAAUGUAGUAUAAUGUAAUAAUAUUAUGAUCUUUUUUUUUAAAUUACAGAUUAUAUUUAUAGUUUGAUAAUAGUUUGAUAUUCUCUAUUGAAACAUGAACUGUUAAUUUGUGAUGUUGAAUGGUGCCACGAUGUUGAAAGAGUAACAAAUAAUAUGCAGUGUAAAGUGUGUGUAGAUAGAAUUAUAUGAUUCCUGCUUGUGUUGUAUAUUAGGUUUAAUAGAUUUAACAGCACACAAGAGUGACCACAAUGUGAUAUGGUGCUUUUGGUUAUGCAUAAUAUAGAACACUGGGAUCAGUAGACCGGCAAUUAGUUGUCGUUACCCUUCUGCUGGAAACGAGGCGUACUAUUAGGCUGUUAUGUGGCUUCAUUCAGUGGGUGAGAAUGAAAGGAGUAGAAAUUUGUAUCGGGACAUAUUUAAGUGGUACAUGUAAAUUGAAACACCCGUGAAAAUUUUCGAAUAUUGAUAGAUUUGGAAAGUAAAUAAAAACAACACGUGACUGGUGUAAAUAUAGGUGUCACGAAGGAGUAAAAUUGCGAGAGAGAUGAGAUUUAAACAAAACAUUAAUGUUGGGGCGGAGGAGGGGGGGGGGCACACCCAUCAAAAAUGAACGAGAAUUAUUACAUCUACUCCCUUCAUUUUUAUUCCCAGAUUAAGACAUGCUGUUAUAGUGCGUUAUUUAACGUUCUGUUGUUAUUUCUUUUGUUACAUUUUUUAUUGUAUGUUUUGUUCACUCUUGACACUCAUUUCUAAUUGUUUAAUUUGUAAAUAUAUGAAAUACUAUCAAUGGCUUGGUGCAAAUGCUAUAUAUUUUUUGAUAUGUAGAGUGAAAUAAAAAUAAAUUGAUUUUCCCGAGA